This is a messenger RNA of Geodia barretti, 12173 nucleotides long. The record is from the annotation of a GenBank genome assembly. Lineage: Eukaryota; Metazoa; Porifera; Demospongiae; Tetractinellida; Geodiidae.
AUUCAUCACAACCAGCAGUCACAGCGUUUCGGGAAGGACCCGGGAUACCAACCAAUCGAGAAAGAGUUCCAACCGUUGCUCUCGUCCCUCGAGCUUUUGUACCCGGCACUGGAGAAUCUCGACCUCUCGCACAACGACCUUCGCGAACUCUUCAACCGAAACAUCGGGCACCAGACUCACCUCAAGUCCAUCAAACUGAGCUUCAACCCUGAACUGGAGAGAAUUCCAUACGAGUUUUCUUGGUUCAAAAAGAGCAAGGAUUUCACCGAGCUAGAAAUGCUGAACCUACCGAAACUGUACGAACCACCAGCAGAGUACCAGACAGCCGAGUUGCAGCAUGUCCUCACUUACAUGAGGUCCUGUCUGAAAGACUCUGUACCACAUCGCACGAUAAAGCUCUUUCUCAUUGGUAAUGGUGAGCGAGGUAAGACGACCCUCCUGCGACGUCUUCGAGGCCUUCCGGAGGAGAAAUCUAUCAACAGAACUGAGGGUAUCGACAUUGAAGACUGGCACUAUGCGCCAAAGAUCAAGUUCACGUCUCAAAAGCCUCAGGUCCAUUUCCUGGCAUGGGACUUUGCUGGACAGGAUGUGUACCACACAACCCACCAGUGUUUCUACUCUCGCCGCUCCCUCUACCUCGCCCUAUUCAGACUCACUGACGGGCAGGAGGGCAUUAGGGAGCUGGACCCUUGGCUCAGGAAUGUCAAGUUGAGAGCCCCAGGGUCAGUAGUAAUGGUGGUGGGAACCCACUUGGACAUGAUGAAAGACCAUCAGGAGAUCAAGAGACUGGAGCAGUGUGCGAUGGCCGAAUACAGCAACUCCCGAGAGCAUCCUAAAGUGAGCAGCAUCCUUGCAAAGCAGACAUUUCUCUCUCGAAACAACAACAUCGACAAGCUGCGUAUGAAGCUUUAUGACAUUGCCUGCCACCUCCAGGUUGCCUCAGACGGAGUCACUCUGGAGUACAAGGAGGGGUGCCGGGAGAUGCUCCAAAGUGCCUGUUCCAGAUCCAAAUCCCGAGAACGUUCCUCAGUCUCCAGGACAAGGACAAAUUUCAAAGACCUGUUUGAUGACGAAGAGGAAAUGAAUGAGGCAGUUUUCUACCUGAACCUACAAGGUACUCUUCUCCACUUCGAGGACCUCGGACUGAAGGAGACGUAUUUCCUGGAUCCUCAGUGGCUGGCAAAGCUCAUGGCCUCCAUCAUACACCCUGCCGCUGAGGAAGGGAAAUCCCCUAUCAAGAAAGGUAUGGGGGAGGUAUGCAACCUGUUCCAAGGCUCACCGGACAGACUUCGCAGGAAAUACAUCAGACUUCUGGAGAAAUUCGAGGUGGCGCUGCAGCUCACUGAGACACAGGUAAUAAUCCCGUCCCUGAUGCCGACAGAGGCAAAUUACCCCAAACCCAAUGACUGCCUGAGAGACAUUGAUAUGGACGUGGACAGUUUCUACCAGCCGCCCAUGAGAAGGUUCUGGUUGGCUGCCUACAUCCCCGAGGGGUUCUGGCCUCGCCUCAUCUGCAGGAUCGCCACCGAUCACCAGAUUGGGAAGACGCUGCGGAAUCUGAUCAAACGUGAUCCAAAGAUGUCCUCGCCCCAAGACUCUACCCCCUACUACAAGUUGAACUGGAUCCCCUGGCGAAGUGGGAUUGCCUUCGUUGACCACGGCCGGACCCUCCUGGUCAUUAGGGGGACAAUGAACGAGGGGCAUCCCCCAUCUACUGAGGACGGUGUCACCCCUUUUUCUCAAGUGAGGCAUCUGAAGGGGAGCCAUCGUAUCGAGGUCCACGUGUAUGCUCCGGACUUGAUUACACUGGUUGCAGAGUGUUCUGAGGAGGAGACUGAAGAUCAGGAGACCGGAAUCGAGCCAGACUCUCUCACCACCAUGGCAACCCAGCUGCUCAUCAUGAUCUCCAAACACGUCCAAACCCUCGCUUCUGAUUGGUUCUCAGACAUGUUGAAAAGUGAGGAGAACCAUCUGCCACCGCUUGUCUAUCUCCCCUGCUGGAAGUGUUACGGACACAAGCCAUUCCCAGAGGAAGACACCAAGUGGGACGACGGAAGCUGGAUCUUCCACGAUGGAAAGCCUGUGCACUGUUUCACACUGAACCAGAGCAUCGUGCCUGCUGUGCUGGGGGACGGCUUGAAGUGUCCUCUACAUGGGAAGAUCAGGAUAGAGCACACUGCACCUGACCUGGUAUUCUGUGACCUCAAAAACACCAGUACCUAUUACCAAGACAACGAUGUCCCUCUCAAGAUACACAGUGAUCGGGUCCUCGGGAAAGGUGGCUAUGGCUUCGUUUGCGAGGGAGACCUCUCCUUUGGUCCUCAGAACAAAAAGAAGGUGGCAGUGAAGGUGUUUCUGGCGGACCCAAACAUUGAAAACUCAUCUAUCAAUGAACUACUGGAGAAAUCCAAGCAAGCCGGACACUUGCUUCAUGCAUACAAGGAGAUAAGACAGGAGGUGGCGUUUCUCUCGGCUCUGGACCAUCCUCACCUCACCCAGCUGUGUGGGGUCCGCACACGACCCAACAUGUGUCUCCUGCUUGAGCUGGCUCCCCUGGGCAGCCUUCGACAGCAGCUGAAAGACUACCACCAUCACAACCUGGUCCUAGAGCCACUCACUCUCAAAUUGACCACCUUGCAGAUUGCCAAUGGACUGGAGUUUCUCCACCAACACCAGAUAGUUCACCUGGACAUGAAGUCACCCAACGUUCUCGUGUGGUACUUCCCCUCGCCCGACUACAGCCAGAAGGACAGAGUCAACUACGCCGGGAACGUGUGGCUCAAGUUGGCCGACUACGGCAUCAGUCAGGUCUCCACGGGGUUCGUCAUGAGGGUUCGUAGUAAUCCCGUGGGAACCCCUGGAUAUAUGGCUCCCGAGCUCUUCGAGCAGCUGGGCCAACAAGUAUCCUCCGAGAAGGUUGAUGUGUUUGGAUUUGGGAUGACAAUCUACGAGCUCCUCUCCCUCAGCCCCCCAUUCAGCGACGUCUACCCUCCGUUCAAGAGAAACACCGAGAUACGCGACCGCCACCGUCCGCUGCUGAAGGGCAGACAGACCCGAUCGCUGGUCCUUCUCCAAGAGCUAAUGCGACUCUGUUGGGAACACGACCCGGACUACCGACCACGCAUGUCUCAGAUCAGACAAUGGGUGGCGGCGGAAGAAUUCGAGAGACUUAGAGCCGACGUAGCACUGAGCGACGUUCACUCCAUAUCAUGUGCCUGCAUCUGUCGAAUAACCCCCGAAAACGAGGAGGAAUUUAUGAGCGAUGGCUUCGAAAACCAGGAUAUCGGGAGAGUCGACGACUAUCUCCCGUCCGUUUUGGAAGACAACGGAAACGUUGAGAACACAGUAAACACACAGGAGUACUGUAGGGACGAGAGUACUAUCUACCAGUUUGUACCGUCCGGUAGAAAGUCCAACUCCCCCGGGUUCGUCCUGGACCACGCCUACUCCCAGAUAUGGAUGUGUGGCAGAGACAUGAAGAAAGGACUGCUCCAUAUAUUCACCUACUACGACGGGCAACCAGGCCUUCAUUCGUUCAGUGGCUACUGUAGCAAGGAAGAGGUGUCAGCCCUAUGCCCUGUGAAGAACAUGAUGUGGAUGGGCACCACCACUGGAACCAUCAAAAUAUUCCACGCACCCACUCUCCAGGCAAAAUUCACGGGGAAACUAAAAAUCGGUGCGAGUCGCCCGUCCUGCAUCCUCAACAUCCUCCACAUUCCGUCAAUGGCGUGCGUUCUCGUCUCCACGGCAAACGGCGAUAUCUGGUCUUUUAAAGAUAGACUCACACCCAAGGGGCUAGUGAAGCAGUGCAGGCUCACACUAACAGAUAACUACCAGUGUUACCAUCUGGUGGCUGUUGAGAGAGAGGGCACGGUGGAAGUAUGGGGAACUAUGGACAACAGCCAGCUAUGUCUACUGGAGAGGGACGGAGCGCUCGUGUGGAAGUCACAGGAGAUCAAAGUGAACACUGGCGAUCCAAAGCUUCGUCUCUGCUCACAUAUUGCUCUGGCUAGCUUUGUCAACAAGCGGGGGGUGGCGCAGAACCAUCUGUGGAUAUCGUAUCGCUCACGGGGAGUGCUGGUGGCCUGGGACGCCAGCUCGAGACAGCAGCUAGCAGUCGUCAACUGCAACAACUCCUUCCCACAACUGAAAGCAAAUAAGGACAACACAUUUCAAGUGAGCACGCUAGCAGCACACGGAAAGAAAGUGUUCUUUGGCACAGACUGUGGCUCGGUCGGUAUCAUAGACUCAGACACUCACCAACUCCUUCGAUCUCUCCACUGGAUCGGCGAUCCACAGUUGAAGCAGAGAGCCGAAGCGCUCGCGACGCUGCUGUCCUCGGACCAACACCCCCAGUCCAUCUCCGAUAAAGUGACGGCAGCUCUGCAGCAGUUACCGCAGACCCAGCUAGAGGCCGUCAUAAACUACAGGAACACACGGCAGAACGGACGCACGGCUGUACAUCUGGCCGCCUGCGAGGGCCUCUGGCAGAGCCUGGAGGUGCUUCUGAAGAAUGGAGGUGAACCAAAUGCUCAAUCGUCCAAUAGAGAUCUUAGACAGACUCCACUCCACUUGGCCGCUCGGGAAGGCAACGGAAAAUGCAUCGAAGUUCUUCUCGAGAAUGGUGCCGACUACAUGCUGGAGAACGACAGGAAGGAAACUGCCCUAAAACUGGCGACAGACAAGUCGUGUCACGAUCAACUCGAGAGCACAAUCGCCAGACUGGAAGUCCCACAGCGAUCCAGGAUUGAAGAGGACAUAGUUGAAAGGCUCCACGGCUUUAUUGAGAAUGGGAAAGAGCACCAGUUUUUCCAGCUCUACACGAACCAGCCACGAGAGAAGGUGGACCUGGGAUCGCGAUGGAACGACAAGUGCCUCAAACCUGCCGGAGGAAGAAUUACCGACGACAGUGGAACGGUUUGGUACGACUCUCCUCCUGAACCCAGCAAAACUGAGACCUUGCUUUACAGAGGGUGCAUGAGUGAUGCGGAAGCGAUUGUACAGUUCAUGCUAUCGAAAUCACCCAAUCAACCUCUGCCGAAUCUCAAGACAGGCGAAACUCCACUCCACGCGGCGGCACAAAACGCCAACAUGGCGUUGGUCGCAAAACUCCUGGAACAUUCUCCAAAACUUGUCCUCAGUCAGACUUCGAUGGGGAUAUCGCCCUUAUAUCUUGCCUGUCGCAAUGGGCACGUUGGGAUAGUAGGGCUGAUCCUGGAGCAAAUACUGAAGAUUGUCAGGGGAAUGAGGCAUGUUUACAACGACGAUAACCCCUUCUCGCUCGAUCUCUGCGAUUCAGAGGACGUGACUCCACUCUACCUGGCGUGCCUGAACGGGUUUCCCGAGGUAGUCAGGAAGUUGCUCGCGUUUAAGGCCGCCCACAGUAACUUCUUCAGUCUGACAGUCCAUGCUGUCACCAAGAGAGGCCACACGACGCUACACGCGGCAGCUUCCAGUGGAAACAGCGAAAUUGUGGACCAACUCCUAGGCUCCGGAGAAGUCGACCAGGAGAAGUUUUCCCCUCCCCUGACGAGCUCUGUCGACACUCUCUGGACGGCAAUCGGUGGGAGCCAGUUUGAAGUCUCGGAGAAUCGAAAGAUAUUUGCGUCGGGGACGGGCGAUUUCGUGGCAAACACCGAGGGACUGGUGAAAGGAGACCGUCCGCUUCGGGUGACGGCGCUAGCUGAAGCCUGCAUCCACGGCCACGGCAACGUAAUCGACGUUUUUCUCGAGCAUGGCGUCCGGGACAACGAAGGCCUGGCUUGCCGACUCCUUCUAACCCUCGGUCACUACAACCUCUGCCAGAAGGUGUUGUCUCGCCACUGCAAGGUGAGUAGCGAACUCAAGGGAAGCAUGGAUCUCGGUGAUCCGUCAGAGUUGUGGAAACUCCACUUGCUCUGGGGCGAGAAGAAGUUCCCCUUCUUGAGAGGGGAAUGGUUCGAGAAAGACAGCGCUGUGUUCACCCCGGCCAUCCAAAAGGUAGAGUAUGACGACGGGAAAAAACGUGCGCAGAGUCAGAGGCGCAAACACAGAGGAGUUUCCAUGGCUGUCCCCCUACCCCGUACCAUCGAUCACACCUUCAUCAAAAGCAUCACGCUAAAGGGAAACCGCCUCGAGGAAGUACCACUGCAGCUUUUCAAGCUACCAAACGUCACGUUCAUAGAUCUUUCUCAAAAUCAGCUCACCUCCCUACCACUUUCCGAAAGUGUCUGUGGGUGGGAGUGCACCAAACUCCAAGACAUCAAGUUGUCGUAUAACAAGCUCACCCAGCUUCCUCUCAGCCUGUGGGUCUUGCAAGAACUGAAAAGCAUUCAAGCAGAACACAACGAGCUGGAGAGGCUGACUGGAGUAAACGUGCCUACCAUUUACCUCACAACGAGCUUAGAGAGGGUAGACCUCUCCUACAAUCAUUUGACUGAGGUCGACCCGUUUUUCGUCGAGAUCCAAUCGCUCGAGAUCAUCUGCCUCUGUCACAAUCGACUACCGAUGCUCCCACUCAAAAUCUGGGACAUUCGAAGUCUGGUUGACCUAAAAGCCAGCAACAACCAUCUAACCCACCUGACCCCUCCACAGGAAGAAGAUGCUGAGGAAACAGACACAUACAGAGAUGGAAAUCAUCCAAACGAGCCUGAAAUAACCCCAGUAAUGACCGGUGCGAUGCGUAUCACUACAGCCAGGGCGCACGUCCGUCCGCAAAUAAGCCGUGUUUCGUCUCUCCACCCUCAAAAGUCAAUUGACGUGGACGCCCACUUGUCCAUGACGCCACUGGAUCACGCCGACGGACCUACAGCUCCCGUUACCAACGACGUCUCGAAAUUACGCAAGUUGGACCUCUCCAGUAACCGGUUUCACGAGUUUCCGUGUGAGCUCCCCUGCGUGGCCCCCAGCCUCGAGGAGCUGAACAUAUCUCAAAAUCACGGGAUUACCCACGUCGAGCUCCACUUUCUCCCGCAUUCCCUGAGAAAAUUAAACGCCAGAAACUGCUGCAUCGAGUGGUUUGGAAACAUCCUGAAUAAAGAACAAUUGACGUUGAUCAAGAAGUCCUGUAUGCGCAAGGAACUGCGCAUGACGGCAUGCGAGCAUCGAAAUCAUGAUAGACUACCAAACUUAACUUCCCUCAACGUGAGGGUGAACCGAUUGUCACAGUUUCAGGUUUUAGCACACACCCUUCCGACCAAGGGAGCCCCAAAUUUCGGAGCAGAGGAGAAAACAUACGUGGAAGAAGACUUCGUACUUCUCUAUCCGUCGCUAGAAAACCUGGACCUCUCGUUGAAUCACCUCCAGGGGAAGUUCAACCCUAACGUGGCACACUUGGGCAAGAUCAAGUCCAUCCAGCUGAGGGGCAACGAGCACCUGCAGGAGAUACCUUACGAGCUGGGUCACCUCAAGAGGUUGAGGGAUUUCACGGAGCUGGACUUGAGAGACCUGCCCGAGUUGGUGCAGCCUCCCAAGGAGGUCCUUAAGGACAGCAUGUGCCAGCAGAUUCUUACUUACCUUGCAGCGGGAUUCAGGGAGUCGGAUACAUACAGGACUAUCAAGCUAUUCCUGGUGGGAAAGACUGAUGGCGGAAAGAGCACGCUGCUACGGAGGCUCAGCAGCCAGAGCGACAAGAUCCCCGGGAAGACGGUUGGCAUCAACAUUCGCAAGUUCAGUUAUCCAAAACACAGGGGAAAGAUGGAGCCAGUACAGUUCAUAGUGUGGGACUUUGCCGGAGAGGAUCAGUACCAUGCAACUCACCACUGCUUUUACUCCCAACGCUCCCUCUACGUCGCCGUCUACAACAUGAAGCACGAGAAGAAAGGACUGGAUGAGCUGGACCCUUGGCUAAGGAAUAUUAAGCUGAGGGCGCAGGGCUGUCCAGUUGUGAUAGUUGGAACACACAUGGACCAAUUGAAGAGCAAGUGUGUCAUGGAAUUGGAAGAAACAGCGAGGGAGAAAUUCACGAAGAUUCCACCAAACCCGGCCUAUCCCCACGUAGUGGAGGUGGUAAGUGUCAGUUGUGUGAAGCGAGCGCUGAAAGACGACAACAUCGACAGGCUCAAGAGGAUACUCUACGACAUUUCAACACACCUCCACGUGACAAGAGACGGCCACACGUUGAAGUAUGAUCCAAACAUGAAAGAGGACAACCACAGAGCGCUGUUCAUGCAGCAAGUCCCUAAAAGCUUCCUGACUCUUCAGCAGAUGUGUCUGGAUCACGCCGAGCAGUGCAGGGACUUGGCGGAGCCUACCGACAACCACCAGCCACACCCACAGAACAGCGAGGGAGGAGGAGGAUCGGACAAUGGGACGGCGUUGGCAAACGGGACAGGACAGAUGGGCAGAGCGGAGAAAAAAGAUCCCGUAAUGAACGGGGAAGAAUUCAGGGAUAAGUUUGGUGGACUAUUCAAUAAUGACAGGGAGGAAUUGGAUGAAGCAGUGUCUUUUCUACACUUGCAAGGGACUCUGCUGCAUUUUGAUGACCACAAUCUCAAGGACCUCUACUUCCUUGAUCCUCAGUGGCUGGCCAAACUCAUGGCCCACGUCGUCCAUCUUCAGACCAUACACACUGAAACCAAGGCCAUUGACGGAGUGCUACCAGUUGAGGAGCUGUUUAAAGAUCUCCGUAUCUGUGACUCACUAAAGCCCAAGUGCAUUCAGCUCCUGGAAAAGUUUGAAAUUGCUCUCAGCAUCGGCUCCUCACAGGUGCUGAUCCCCUCACUAAUGCCGGUGAUGGGGCGCUACCCACGGACGGGCGAUGACUUGCGAGGCAUCAGACGAUUCUCAGACGAUUUUUACUUCACCGUUCUGAGGAGGUUCUGGUUGGUCGAUUUUGUGCACGAGGGAUUCUGGCCACGAUUGAUAUGCCGGAUUGCAAAUGAUCAGCAAAUAGUGCAGAUUCUAAAGAAGCUGAUUGGAACGGUUGACGACGACCCUGACAAAGAGAGUCUGCUGAACUGGACCCCCUGGAAGAAGGGCGUGGCCUUCUCCCACAGGGGGAGAACCCUACUCGUUGUCAAGGAAGAGGAAAACCAGGCACCGGAGUCUGACGACAGAUACGAAUGGCUCCCGGUGACAGAACGAAUCGAAAUCCACGUCUAUGCCCAGGACUGGUUCGAGGUCCAGAACGAGCUAUUUGGCAAGGGUCUCCCCGCACCCCUCCUUCAGAACACCUUCUCUCUACCGGGAAUUGCGACGCAGCUACUCAUGAAGAUAUCGCAGCAUAUCCUCUCGCUGGCCAAAGUCUUUCGGAGCUUGCUGGGCUCCAAGACGAUCUACAUCCCUUGCUGGAAGUGCUACGGGGACAUGGAGCCCGGGGCUGACUUGGGGAACACUAUGGAGAAGAAAGAGACGCAGAAUUUCUAUUUUCCACUGACUCGAAAUGGGAAGAAUAUCCCGGUGUAUGCGUUUAACCACGAGAGGUGUAUCAUCCUCGCAGCCGAGGGUCACGAUCUCCAGUGUCCCAUUCACGGACCCAUCAAAGUCGUCCAUACUGCCCCUGAUCUGAUAUUCUGGGACCUGGCCAGUCUCAGUGAGUAUGAACAGGACAUGUGCUCCGAGCUAAAGAUCACAAACAACGAGACCAUUGGCAGAGGAGGCUACGGGUUCGUCUGCGAGGGUCAACUCCUCAUGAAGGGUGGAGGGAGCAAGCCGGUGGCUAUGAAGGGGUUUCUGUCGUCAGAAUCAUCAGAUGACACACAGGACUGCUCCGUGGAGGAGCUACUGGAGAUCUCCAAAGAGCAGAAGAACCUCUACCACGCAUACAGGGAGAUCAGGCAGGAAGUGUCGUUCCUGGCACUACUGAACCACGAUAACCUCACGCGACUGGUCGGCGUUCGGACCUCCCCCUACAUGUGUCUGAUGCUGGAGCUCGCUCCCCAGGGCUCUCUGUCUAAGGCCCUCAAGGUCUACAAGAAGUAUGACGUGGUUCUGGAUCCUGUGACCUUGCAGCUAUCCAUUUCCCAGAUUGCUAAUGGUAUGGAGUACCUACACAUGAAGCAGAUAAUCCACAAGGACAUGAAGUCGGCCAAUGUCCUGGUCUGGAAGUUUCCGUCGGGCAAGCUCUCCAGAGAGAAGAGACUGGAGAAGGCAGACAACGUGAGACUCAAACUCACCGACUAUGGCAUCAGUCAGGUCUUCACCAAGCCAACGAUGAAGCUCACGGGGAAUCCGGAGGGUACGCCUGGAUUCAUGGCCCCCGAGCUGUUUGGUCCAGAGGGCGACGAGAUCUCCACGGAAAAAGUGGAUGUCUUUGCACUCGGGAUGGUAAUCUACGAGCUACUGUGUCUGCAAGCUCCGUUUGCCACUAUCGACGUCCCGAAACGGAACACACUUGUGAUGAAUGGCAAGCGACCCAAAAAAUCUUCGAAAGCAAUGUGGGCGCCGCUCAUGGCCCAAGACAUCAUGACAAGCUGCUGGUCGCAUGACCCGGAAAAGAGACCCAGCAUGAAAGAGGUUACGGAGUGGGUAGCCACGGAAGAGUUCAGACGACUUCGAGCCGAAAUCUCCAUCGAUCGAGUCGAGAGCGUCUCGUGUGCUUGCGUCUGCCGGAUCACCAUGGAAGACAAACAGGAAGACGAUGAGGUGAAACCCAUCACGAAUGGUAUCGGGCACGUGGAUGUGGAGAGCUCUAUCCGCAGUACUCUCCGGCACGAAGCUGGGGGAUUCGGGAGAUACUCUGACGUGGACCCCACCGAGUACACGAGACUCCAAAACGAAACUCCGUCAUUCAACACGGGGAGAAAUAUACUCCCGCCAGUUCGGCAGGGGCGAGGUACACUCGUGGCUGACGGGUCUGGAGAGAACUUUGACGUUAUUGACGGGAAGCAGAGAGAGAGGAGCAGCUAUCAGAGGCAGUUCAGUAACGAGGCGUACACGCAGGUGUGGGUGUGUGAUAAGAAGGACAGAGGCGGGCUUCUGGAGAUAUUCUCCUACUGCGAUACACAGCCUUCCUACCUGGCAUUUGUGUGCAAAUACAGUGACCAGAUCACCGCCAUCUGUCCUGUGCGCGACAUGAUGUGGAUCGGAACGACCAACGGGAUCCUCAAACUCAAAAACACGUCCACACUCAACACAAAGUUCAAAGGGGAACUAAAGUCUGAGGCAGAGCAGCCACUAUCUCCACGAAACACACACGUUCUGUCCAUCGCCCACGUGGAACAGACAUCGAGCGUGAUAGUCUCAACAAAUGUCGGCGAAAUCUGGGUUUUUAGUGACAAACUGACAGACAGUGGGCUGGUGAUUGAGGAGCAUGCGAUACUCAAGGAUAGAGCCAACUGCUACCAGAUGGCAGUGGUUGAGGUAGAGGGUUCGGUGGAGGUGUGGGGGACUAUGGAUAACAGCCAGCUUAUCAUGCUCAAACAACAGGAAAGAGAGUGGAUGAUAGACAAGCCGUAUAAAGUAGACGUGAAGCCAGAGUGGCAGUUUUUCUGCAUCACUCACACAGAGUUUCAGGACAAUGGAGGGAGUUCUCACAACCACCUGUGGAUGUCCUAUAGGUCAAAGGGAACCGUCGUGUCCUGGGACCUUCAGAAGAGGCAGUACAGAAACACAGUUGACACUAAGUCCUUUGGAGAGUUUGAAUCUGGUGCAGGAGCCACGCACCCACAAGUGACCGCCCUUGCAGCGAGUGGCCAGAGGGUUCUAGUAGGAACAGAGGUGGGCACAGUGGGAGUCAUUGACUCGCACACCUGCCAGGUCCUCCACUGUCUCAAGUGGCACACCAGCAAAGUCAGAUCCCUCCUCCUCAUGCCGCCAGAAAUGGAGCCCUGCAUCUGCUCCGAGCUACCGCUCCCCGAAAUGCGCAGAGACGACUCAGUCAAGGGCACGAAACUACUGGCGACACGACCUGCUGUUCACCGACCAAGUAUUGGUGAGAAUGAUUUGACGUCUCUCUCCGAUGUCAACCCGAGUGUGACGGAAUCAAAGGUGGACGGGUGUAUGGUGGCCAGUAUUGGCAACAGUAGGGGCGAGGGAGUGACUGAGACUGAUCCCGACAAGAAACACGUCACUUUGCUACUGUGGAGAUGUUGACCAUAGAACACUAUUAUGGAGGCAUAGCCUUAUAAUAAUAUAGGUUAUAGCUAUGUUAUAUCGCAAUAAUUUUUUAAUUAUUCCAUGAGAUUUGAGAUGUGUAUAAUUAUUAUAAGCAUUCAUACGUAAAUCAAACUUUGCACAACAUAAGCAAAAGUUUU